CCCCAGUUGCAAUUGUCGUAGACAUCUUUUUCUCUCAUCCCUCGAUUUAACACCGUCUUUCUUACCCUUUCGGCUCAUAACCCCUGCAACCCCGAUUAGUCAACUUCCAGGUCUUUCCUAGCGGCACGCGUUUAACAACGACGAAGCAGACCGUGCGAUUGCACUUGUACUCUGCCCGCAGUGUCCCUUUCAAGAUAUCCAGCAUACAUUUUUAACUUAUCGCCCAUAUCAGCCAUCCGACCAGUGUGAGGAGCGUCGGCAUACCGCAUUGAACACAACCAUGAACUUCUUCAAGACAAAACAGCGGACCCCCACGGACAUUGUCCGGGCUUUGCGCGAUGCAAUUCCACGCCUCGAAUCUACUGCUCCAGGCAGUGAAAGCAGGCGGAAGGCAAAUGAAGACGUGUCCAAAUAUCUUCAGCAGAUCAAAGGUGUACUUUUAGGAGACGGUGAUCCUCUACCGGAGCUUGUUGCUCAGCUUGCACAGGAAGCAUAUUCGACGGAUCUGCUGUAUCACCUUGUUACCCAUCUAUCGCGCCUAGAAUUUGAAGCACGUAAAGAUGUUGUCGCCAUCUUUACCCACCUCCUUCGACGACAAAUUGGCGCCCGUUGGCCGACUGUGGAAUACCUAUGUGCAAAACCAGAUGUGUUAUUCGCCGUGCACGCUGGAUACGAUGACGAAGAAGUUGCACUCAACACAGGCAUGAUUUUACGUGAUAUGCUCAAACACGAAGCACUCGCAAAGAUCCUCCUUUAUUCCGAACAAUUUUACCUGUUUCCCCACUAUAUUGAAAAGACCACCUUUGGAAUCUCUUGCGACGCGUUUGCGAACCUGAAGGAGACUCUCACGAAACACAAGCCAAUGGUCGCUGAGUACUUGGAGAAGAAUUACGACCGUUUCUUCUCGACAUUUGACGUGUUGUUGUUGAGUACAAAUUACGUCACGAAGCGACAAAGUUUGAAGUUACUUGGCGAAAUACUUUUGGAUCGGGCAAACUUCAAUGUCAUGACGAGGUAUAUCGCGAACGAUAAGAAUCUCAAGAUGAUGAUGAUCAUGCUCCGGGAUAAGAGUCGCAACAUCCAAUUCGAGGCGUUCCAUGUCUUCAAGGUAUUUGUUGCUAACCCUAAGAAACCUCCUCAAAUCGAGGCAAUCCUACGCCGAAACAAACAGAAGCUUCUGGAAUUCCUGCAGGAUUUCCAUAACGACAAAGAGGAUGAACAGUUCACGGAUGAGAAGCAAUUCUUGAUUGUGCAAAUACAAAACCUAUGACUGGUCAUGAUGCUACCCUUAGUCUGACACCAUCGCUUUUACCGCGUAGUGUUUCACGCGUCGUGUGAUAUUGGGUGCAAGUGCUUAUGCUCUCCCGUUUGCCUAUCACUGGACACGGUAUACCUUACUGGUUGAUCUCCUUGUUGCCCUCCUGGCAAUUAAACACGAGGAUGGCUUUCUUUACUUUUGCGAUUCAUUCAAUCACGUGUAUCACUGCGUCCUUUCGCCAUGGUCACUCAAUGUAUACCUCGCUUCCUCUCGCUGCUCCGACGCAUAUCCGCAUUCACAGAGAUCAUUUUCCAUACCCUACGAAUGAACAUCUUUCGUCCAUCUCAUCACGAUUCCUUUUUUACCUCGUAUCUGUACUCUUUCCACACGUCUCGGCUACUUCUCUUUCAC
Messenger RNA from Fomitiporia mediterranea MF3/22, 1669 nucleotides. Its product is annotated as mo25 protein. Gene Ontology annotation, biological process: intracellular signal transduction. NCBI's taxonomy places the organism in Eukaryota, Fungi, Basidiomycota, Agaricomycetes, Hymenochaetales, Hymenochaetaceae. Gene Ontology annotation, molecular function: protein serine/threonine kinase activator activity. Bases 281 to 1270 code for a protein of 329 amino acids. The transcript has 5 exons. The record is from RefSeq and is a predicted model, not a curated record.